AUGACGUUCUACACCUACUUGGUUGUUUACCCCGAGAGCGUCAAAACCCCUGCCCACUGGGCUGUGCUGGUGACAGCGACAGAGAAUGGCAAGGUUGGGCAGGAGUUUCAGGCUAUCGGCAGCCCAUUUCAUGGCUUCAACCUCGAAGUCAACAAGGAAUUCGACCUAACCAAGGAGCUCAAAAAACACUCCUGUGUCUUCCUUGGGACUCUAGAUGAUAGCUGGAACUCCCAGCUCGCCGGCGUGGCACAAAGUGUUGCUGCACCCGGGAUAAGCUCGACUCCCCUUGACCCCUUCGCGGGUGAAAAUUGCCAGAGCUGGGCUAGACAGUUCAUCCAGUCUCUCAUCGAUAGAGGCGCGCUGGGCUCUUCAGCAAUGGAAAGGCUUGACGCAGCUCCUCGGGUUUAA
Molecule: messenger RNA, 408 nt
Organism: Nannizzia gypsea CBS 118893
Lineage: Eukaryota; Fungi; Ascomycota; Eurotiomycetes; Onygenales; Arthrodermataceae
Exons: 2
Coding region: 1-408 (135 amino acids)
Source: RefSeq, a predicted model, not a curated record